Pelobates fuscus (common spadefoot toad) is the source of this 1212-nucleotide messenger RNA. RefSeq names its product interferon-induced transmembrane protein 5-like. Lineage: Eukaryota; Metazoa; Chordata; Amphibia; Anura; Pelobatidae. The coding region runs from base 403 to 813 and encodes 136 amino acids. The record is from RefSeq and is a predicted model, not a curated record. The transcript has 2 exons. Gene Ontology annotation, cellular component: plasma membrane. Gene Ontology annotation, biological process: bone morphogenesis; bone mineralization.
UACACAGACUGUGCUCGUUCUCUAUCUGUGCCUCUCUCAUAGCUCCUAACGUCUAACAAUAGCUCAACCUUACCAUCCUCUUUGCAGUUCUCCAUCCUAUCACUCCAUCAUUCCUUCUGUUUUUUCCAUUUCUCUAUGGACCUAUUCCUGUCCACAGCCUGAGUUAAUCUUCUAUCCAACACCACCGCCAAGGCUCUGAAACCAGAAUCCUUGUACUGGUUUUUAUUUUUUCCUCUCUGUCUUUUUUAAGCAUUCUACUUUCUUAUCACAGCACACACUAUCCCUUUAUUGGGGAGCCCCUCUGCACAACGCUCUACAUAGCGACCUACUUCCAUUUCGAGUGUUUUUACUCCCCUUUGACCAGCCGUAUUGUCCUUGUUUCCUUGCCUCACUUCUUGAAUUAUGGACACCUCUUACCCUCGUGAAGAACUGUUUUUGACACAGCCUAAUAAGCCGGACACUGUUCAUACCGUCAUCACCAUUGGUGCACCUGCACCUCCCAGAGAUCACCUGCUAUGGUCCUUGUGUAAUACUUUGUACCUGAAUCUCUUCUGUCUUGGAUUUAUGGCGUUGAUCUACUCUGUUAAGGCCAGAGAUCAGAAAGUACAAGGGGAUGAGCAGACUGCCCGACGUUACGGUCAGAAGGCACGAUGUUACAAUAUCCUGGCUACAGUGUGGAACGUCACACUUCCUGUCCUGCUUGUAGCACUAGUGAUCACAGGUAUUGUGCACCUGUCACAGGUAGUCAAUGCUUCUCUGGACCUCUUCAACCUUCGAGGCUUCAUCAGCAACAAUGACGAAGACAAGAAGUAACCUACAAAUAGCUACAAUAAUUAUUCAUCUUCAAACAGACGAUGAAUAUGAUGAUAAAAAGCAUACUACAUGCUAUUGGGUUGUGAACACAGAACAAAGCAACAGACGCCAGAAACCACUGAGCUCUGGACACAUAAUAAGAGAGCAGCAAUAGAACAAAGUCUACGCCUGUCCCUGGUAACCACAUCAACAGCCUGAUCCAACAACGUCUCCAAAAAUGAACCCACAUCCGAGUUUCCAAAGAAAAACGAUUUCAGUAUUUUGUCACAACGCAAUAGGACACAAGGUGGACAUACUGUUGGUAUCUGCCAAUAUUAAAUGAAAAUUAAUCCUGCACUAUGCCUUAAAGUCCACCAGCAAACCUUGUAUGUUAACUAUGAAUGAAUGGUAGAUAUUGAG